This is a messenger RNA of Lichtheimia ornata, 825 nucleotides long. RefSeq lists its product as uncharacterized. Lineage: Eukaryota; Fungi; Mucoromycota; Mucoromycetes; Mucorales; Lichtheimiaceae. Bases 1 to 825 code for a protein of 274 amino acids. The record is from RefSeq and is a predicted model, not a curated record. Gene Ontology annotation, biological process: protein K48-linked deubiquitination. Gene Ontology annotation, cellular component: nucleus. Gene Ontology annotation, molecular function: ubiquitin binding; cysteine-type deubiquitinase activity. The transcript is spliced from 6 exons.
AUGUCUGCACAACAGCAACCACCCACUACUGAACAAGAACAAGCCAAGGAACCCGAGCUUACAGAUGAGCAGAUUCUAGAGUUUGAACAACGCAUCAAGGAUGAAGAAGCACUCAAAAUCCCCCUUGUAUGCCAAGCCGAACCCAUUUCCACACUCGAACAAGAAUUCAAGAACAAUGAACCCUUCCUUCGCAAAAUCAAGAAUAUGAGCGAGACAUCCGAUAGGAUCCGAAAGUGUCGUGGCGACGGCAAUUGUUUUUUCAGAGCUUUUUCAUUUGCAUGGUUUGAGAGUUUAACACGCGAUCAGAAUGCCUAUCAAGCAGCCCUUGGCAAACUCAAAAGCACACCCGAUAUGCUUGAACGUGCUGGAUUCCAGAAACUUGCAUUUGAAGAUUUCUACGAUAUCACACUUGAACAAUUUGAACAACUUCCUGCUCGUGCCAGUGAUCCGGAUAUGUUACUUGUCAGCUUUCAAUCCGAGGAAAUCAGCAACAGCAUUGUCAUGUAUUUACGAUUCAUCGCAUCAGCCUAUUUGCGUAUCCAUUCAGCAGAAUACGAGCCCUUCCUUAUUGAUGAAAUGAUCUCCAUUGAUGAGUUUUGUGCCAUGCAUGUCGAAGCGUUUGGUCGUGAAUCGGAUCAUUUGCACAUUAUCGCCCUGAGCAAAGCAUUGGAUAUCCCCGUCGAAAUCGUCUACUUGGAUGGAAGCAUGGGUGCCGAAGCCGCCGUUCAUGGAUUUUGGCCAGAUGAGGAAAAUAAGCAAGAAAAACCACUUCGAUUGAUUUAUCGUCCUGGUCACUAUGAUAUCCUUUACGAGAAGACAAAUUGA